AUGACUUGGCCAGUGAUUGAGACCGUUGGGCUUGCAGUCACUGUAUUGAUUCUGUUGUAUUAUUAUUCGAAAUCGAAAUUAGAGUAUUGGCGAAAGCGAGGCGUUAAUGGACCAAAGCCGUUACCUUUUCUUGGAAAUUACAAGGAUGUAUUUCUGGGGAAAGCCUCUGUAAGCGACUCUUUCGAAGACGCGUACAAUAAUUUCAGAGAUGAACAGGUGGUAGGAAUAUAUGUUGGACAUACUCCACUGUUGGUACUCAGAGAUCCGGAUAUCAUAAAGACUGUCCUCAUCAAAGAUUUCUCCGUAUUUGCUGACAGGACGAUAAGGACUGUGCGAACGGUGGAGCCACUAUCGGAGCAUCUCUUCAGGUUGGAAUCAGACAGAUGGAGGCCCUUAAGAGCCAAACUUUCGCCUGUCUUCACCUCUGGCAAGCUGAGGGAGAUGUUUCACUUGCUGGUAGAGUGCGCGGACCACUUUGGAAAGUACCUGGACAACUUAGUGAAGAAGGGCGAGUUCAUCGAGUGCCGUGACAUCGCUGCGAAGUACACCACCGACGUGAUCGGUUCUUGCGCCUUUGGUAUCGAGAUAAACUCAUUCGCCUCUGAAAACAGCGAGUUCCGCCAGAUGGGCAGGAAGGUCUUCCAAACGAAUAUAAAGUCGAUGUUCAGGGACAGAUUGAGGGAUUUCCCGUGGUUGUUUAAGGUCCUUGGACCAUUGACUAUCGAGCGAGAUAUCGUCGAGUUCUUCAAGAGGAUCACCACAGAGACUAUAGACUACAGGAUGAAGAACAACGUCCGUAGAUACGAUUUUAUAGACACUCUGGUGGACCUGAAGCAACAUCCGGAGAAACUUGGAGAGAAAGAGGUAGACGAUCUGUUUUUAACGUCGCAAGCCUUCGUUUUCUUUAUUGCUGGAUUUGAAACAUCUUCGCUCACGAUUAGUCAUGUAAUAAUCGAGCUUGCAAAGAAGCCAUGGAUUCAGGAGAAAGCUCGAGCAGAGAUUCUGGAAGUUUUGGCAAAAACCAAUGGUGUGAUCACGUAUGACUGCAUAAAGGAAAUGAAAUAUUUGGACGCAUGUUUCCAAGAAACAUUGAGAAAGUAUCCAGUGUUACUGUGGUUGUCGAGGACAGCUUUACAGGAUUACACGUUCCCAGGAACAAAAAUUAGCAUAGAGAAGGGCCAACAGGUGUUCUUACCUGUCCGCGCGAUUCAAAGGGAUCCGGAAAUUUAUCCAGAUCCAGAUGACUUUGAUCCUGAGAGAUUCAGCGAUGAGCAAGUUAAGACCAGACAUCCUAUGUUAUUUUUGCCAUUUGGGGAUGGACCAAGAAAUUGCAUAGGUGCAAGAUUUGCAAAAUAUCAAUCAAAGGUGGCACUCAUCACUGUCUUAUCGAAAUUCAAAUUGGAGGUGUGCGAGAAAACCUUUAAAGAAUACAAAAUAGACAAGAAGUCUUUGUUCAUCCUGCAACCAACACACGGGUUAUACGUGAAGAUGAGUAGGCUCGUGGCAUAA
This is a messenger RNA of Eufriesea mexicana, 1509 nucleotides long. RefSeq names its product probable cytochrome P450 6a14. The coding region runs from base 1 to 1509 and encodes 502 amino acids. Gene Ontology annotation, molecular function: oxidoreductase activity, acting on paired donors, with incorporation or reduction of molecular oxygen; iron ion binding; heme binding. The transcript is spliced from 5 exons. The record is from RefSeq and is a predicted model, not a curated record. NCBI's taxonomy places the organism in Eukaryota, Metazoa, Arthropoda, Insecta, Hymenoptera, Apidae.